AUGGAUAUCACGCUCAUCAAAUCACCCUCAGGAAACAUCACGGGAGGCAUAUACUUCACUUAUGAUCCCUCCGGUUCCGCUGCCUAUAGCUUUGUGGCACUUUUCGGAUUAUGUACUAUUGCACAUUUUAUCUACAUGUUUCCCUUACGCUCAUGGUUUUUCGUAAGCUUUAUCUUAGGCGGGAUAUGCGAAACUUUCGGAUACUAUGGCAGGAGUAAGUGUCAUAACAACGUCAGCGAUAUUGGUCCUUGGAUCCUUCAAAUGAUUCUUAUCCUCGGUGCCCCGACUUUCCUUGCAGCCACCGUCUAUAUGACCCUCGCACGAAUCACCAUUGCUCUGGGUGCAGAAAAAUACUCGAUGAUCAGCCCACGAUGGUUGACCAAAAUAUACGUCUUGAUCGACAUCGUCUGUUUUGUCAGCCAAUUUGCCGGUGCAGGAGUCCAAGCUUCAGGCAACACGCAAGCCAUCGCUAUGGGAAACAAAGUCAUUUUUGGAGGUCUCAUAUUUCAAAUCAUAGCAUUUUGCUUCUUCCUCUUCAUGGCUUGGCGUAUCGCAGCCCGUUUCGAGCAGAAUCAAGAGAAUUACCCGGGCAGCAAUCGUUAUGUGGACAGCACAUGGAAGAAAUAUUUUCGGGCAUUGUAUGCAGUCAGUAUACUGCUCAUAGUUCGAAACUUGGUGCGUGCAAUCGAGUAUGCGCAACAGGUUAAUAGUGGAGGGUUUACAUAUGCCAUGAGAAAUGAUGAUGGAUCUCUCACGUAUAUCGGAAAACAUACUAUGACGAUUGGAGAUAAGGAAGCAUUUCUCUAUGUCUUUGAUGCUGCGUUGAUGUUCUUGGUGGUCUUCAUCUUUCUUAUCAUCCAUCCAGGGAAAUUCAUCAAGGAUAAUCGUAUUAUGAGGGCGAAAAGGAUAUCAAAUACAGAGAUGGAGGGUUUGACAAAAUGA
Sclerotinia sclerotiorum 1980 UF-70 is the source of this 942-nucleotide messenger RNA. RefSeq lists its product as hypothetical. Bases 1 to 942 code for a protein of 313 amino acids. Gene Ontology annotation, cellular component: membrane. The record is from RefSeq and is a predicted model, not a curated record. The transcript has 2 exons. Lineage: Eukaryota; Fungi; Ascomycota; Leotiomycetes; Helotiales; Sclerotiniaceae.